Molecule: messenger RNA, 1383 nt
Organism: Closterium sp. Naga37s-1
Lineage: Eukaryota; Viridiplantae; Streptophyta; Zygnematophyceae; Desmidiales; Closteriaceae
Source: the annotation of a GenBank genome assembly
AUGUUUCGCCAUAUUGCCAGGCAGUUAGGGUUUCGGAGGGAUGUCUUCCGCGGCAUCACGCACGCAGGAGGGCUUUUGGGUUCGGAUCUCCCUCACACUCCGUCUUUCCCUCCGCGCAUCCCUUAUCCCCCCGCCGCUCACCCCUCACCCCAUUUCCUAAUCUCCCUCGUUCCGAUUUUCCUCUCAUUGCGCCCGUUGCGCCCACCCCUCAUUGCUCCUCCCGCAUCCCCCCUCGCUUACCUCAUAUUCUUCGUCGUUACCCCCUCGUUUCCCGCCGUCGCUCUCCACUCGUUUCCCCCCGUCGCUCUCCACUCGUUUCUCCCGUCGCUCUCCACUCGUUUCCCCCCGUCGCUCUCCACUCAUUUCCCCCCGUCGCUCACCCCUCAGUUCCCUCCGUCGCUCGGCCCUCAGUACCUCACAUUCCCCGUCUCUUUCCCCCUCGUCCCCCCUUCGCUCACCUCUCCUUUCCCUGCUUUACUCACCUCUCAUUUCCCCCCCUUUCACUCACCCCUUGUUUUUCCCAUUUACUCACCCUCAUUUCUCCGCUAUCGCUCACCCCCCAUCCCCCCCGUGGCUCAUCCUUCAUUUUCCCCUUUCCGCUCACCAUCCAUUUCCCCCGUUAUUCACCCGUCAUUCCCUCCCAAGUGUUUUGAGGCGUUCCCCUCUUCUGCUCACCCCUCAUCCCCCUCUUCCGAUUACCCAUCAUUCCGCCCCUCGUUGCUCAUAACGAUUUCCCCCCCGUCUGUCACCUCUCUCUCCUCCCCGGUCUGUCACCUCUCACCCCCCUGGCCCCCUCCCCGUCUGUCACCUCUCACUCCUCCCCGGUCUGUCACCUCUCACCCCCCCGCCCCCCCCCCCCCAUCUGUCACCUCUCACCCCCCCCCCGUCUGUCACCACUCACUCACCCCCCGUCUGUCACCUCUCACUCCCCCCCCAUCUUUCACCUCUCACUCCCCCCCCGUUCCUCACCCCGCAUUCCCCAUUAUCAUCACCCACCCAUCCCAACUUACCAGCUCCCUAGGCAUGUCCACUUACUCUAUCUCCACUCCCACUCUCCGACCUCCCGCUGUCCUCAGCCACUGUCCUCCCGCUGCUCCCCUCGCCCCUUCCCUUCUCUCUUCCUUCUCACUUCCCCUGGUUCUGUUCACGUAUCCCAUCCCAUCCCAUCCCACUUCCCCUCGCCCGUCACACUUGCCACCAUCCUCUCCCCUUCAUAUACCCAUUGCUUCCCUUCCUUCCAGCGGAAUACGCAAUCUGUUCCUUCCGUAUUCCCAACCCCGCCCAAACCACUUCAACAGCCAUGCCCUGUCUCCCAUGGAGGCCCCAUUAUUCCAGCUGGUCUUUGAACUUGGACUGUCGCCUCCCUUGUCCCAGACUGCUUGA